AUGGGAAUAUUAAGAGGAAAAGAUUCAGCUUUAUCACAUAUUGAACAAUCUAAAACAGCAUUUUUGGCAACAUUAUCUGACGUUGAACAAGGUGCAUCAACACAUACAAUGCCACCUAAAGAUCAUUAUACAUUAAAAUUUAAACGAGAAACAAUUAAAAAUUUAAAAGGACGUGUUUAUGAAACAAUGAAACAAUAUUCAUAUGAACAAUUAGGUGAAAGUAUUCCUGCAUUUUUAAAUAAUAAAGAAGCAGAUGAUUCUCAAGUUGCUUUAUUUCAUCCAACAAAACCUGCUAUACCAACAGUUGGUCAUCAAUAUGUUGCUUGUAUCUAUGAAGAUCUUAAAAUAAUUGAUUGUCUUAUUGAACUUGAUUGGAGUGAAGUUGACGAAUUAGUUAAAGUCUCCAAUGCAAGACGUAAAUCAGUCGUUUAG
Messenger RNA from Rotaria socialis, 432 nucleotides. Lineage: Eukaryota; Metazoa; Rotifera; Eurotatoria; Philodinida; Philodinidae. The record is from the annotation of a GenBank genome assembly.